Capronia epimyces CBS 606.96 is the source of this 588-nucleotide messenger RNA. RefSeq lists its product as uncharacterized. The transcript has a single exon. NCBI's taxonomy places the organism in Eukaryota, Fungi, Ascomycota, Eurotiomycetes, Chaetothyriales, Herpotrichiellaceae. The annotation marks the transcript as partial. The record is from RefSeq and is a predicted model, not a curated record.
AUGGGGAACAGUUCAUCCAGCUAUUCCGACCCAGGAGACUAUCGAUAUACAUACUAUGUCUCCCCAUCAGGGUCCGACGAACGAGUCUACGCUACCCGGUCCGUGUCACGACCACGGAGGAGAACCACUCGACGCACACGCCCGCGUCCAGGUAGGCGUCGCCAUCGCCGUGGCCGUCGCCGCUCACCCAACUCCGCCGUCGCUACUGUCAUCGAGCAGAUUCUAGGUGACGGCCCGAGCCCACAGCUCCGACGCUUCCUCGCUGCUACGGAGAACCAUCCUCGCGGGCCACGAAGUGACGGGUCUCUCGCUGAGGUCCGCUAUAGGGAGUACGUCAGCCUACCGCGGAGCAGAGCCCGAGCAGGCCAGUCUAGACGCUCCUACCGUAUCCGGAUGGACGGAAAUACAUAUAGAGUGUACGACGAGGUACCAGCCCUGCGGGAGAUGAACAUGCGACGAGCAAGUCCAAGGCGCGGUCUGCGCCUAGGAGACACCUACUUCGAUUGUCCCGACUCGAACGGAUACCGACCGAUGCGGAUGUACGAUCCCACCCAAGAGGUCGACCCAGCCCGUCCCUGUCAGGGAAUC